AUGGAAUUUUAACGAUAAAAAACAUUCAAUUCACCGACAGCGGCAUUUAUGUAUGUCAAUCUGAAACAUCGGAACAGUUUCAACGGAGAAUUUCGAUUUCGGUUAGAGAUCCUUCAAAAAUCCUGUCGCUUUUAACCGGUCGUGAGCCAUCUUCAAAUAAGGAAAUCACCAUUCAAUCGACACAUUCCACUGCUUAUCCUGGCGAAAUUAUCGCUUUGGCUUGUUUCAAUUUAGUCACCACAAAUGCUUCAUACGCUUGGAGUAAGAAUGACACAUCAUCAUUACCAUCGCAUAUUAUUGUCAGAGGUGGGAUUCUCAUCAUACAAAACGCCAGCAUCGAAGAUACCGGUCACUAUGUUUGUGAGUCGACGUCGGACGAUGGAAAAACCAUUUCGCAUGGGGUCGACGUUAUUGUUGCGGCCGAUGAAUUUGGGGAAAUUACUGAAAUGGGAAGUGAUAAACGGGUAGUAUUCAGAACGAGUGGUGCAACUGAAGGUCAAGUCAAAAUUGAAGCGGUUUGGACUGAGACUCCAAUUUCAGUUCGGACUGAAUCUCAAACUGAAAUCCGAGGUAACCAAACCUCUGAAUUGCCUCCAUCGAGCACCGAAAUGUCAAUGAAAAUUACACCGGAAAUGUCUUCUUCGAUGCCAUUUAUUCUUUUGCCACCUUUGUUGACUAUUUCACCAAAUGCGCGGUUUUUGAAUCUUAGCGAAGGCGACCAAUUGAUGUUGAUUUGUUCAGCUGAGGGUAUUCCAUCACCAACUGUACAAUGGACGACACACAAUGGACAUCACAAUGUUAAGUCGGAAACCAGUAUUGUUGCGAUUGAAAUAUCAAAUAUCAGUGUUAAUGAAAGCGGAACAUAUAUUUGCACUGCAACGAACGAUGCCGGGACAGCACAAGAGUCCAUUCAAGUUUCGGUACAAUCGAAACAAACCGAAAUCGCAAAUUCAUAUGAAGAAACGGAGAAUUCGCGUUGUUUGAGCGGAGAAUUUGCGUGCAAAAAUGGCGAAUGUAUUGAGUUGAGCAGAGUGUGUGAUGGAUCGAGAGAUUGUUGGGAAGGCGAAGAUGAAGACGAUGUAGAUUUGUGCUCUAUGCAAAUUGAUAUUUAACACCAAAAAAUAAAAAAAAA
Messenger RNA from Contarinia nasturtii (swede midge), 1132 nucleotides. Its product is annotated as vascular cell adhesion protein 1-like. Bases 447 to 1112 code for a protein of 221 amino acids. Gene Ontology annotation, cellular component: plasma membrane; neuronal cell body; axon. Gene Ontology annotation, molecular function: axon guidance receptor activity; protein binding. The transcript has 3 exons. The record is from RefSeq and is a predicted model, not a curated record. Lineage: Eukaryota; Metazoa; Arthropoda; Insecta; Diptera; Cecidomyiidae. Gene Ontology annotation, biological process: homophilic cell-cell adhesion; synapse organization.